Messenger RNA from Vicia villosa (hairy vetch), 1290 nucleotides. RefSeq lists its product as uncharacterized. NCBI's taxonomy places the organism in Eukaryota, Viridiplantae, Streptophyta, Magnoliopsida, Fabales, Fabaceae. The record is from RefSeq and is a predicted model, not a curated record. Bases 1 to 1290 code for a protein of 429 amino acids. The transcript has 10 exons.
AUGGCUAGACCUAUUGAAGUUGUCAAAGAUAUCAAUGAUUCAAAGGAUUUAUGGAAGAUAGCCGUUAGAUGCAAACAUCUAUGGAGUGUUACCAGUGCUUCGAACAAAGAGCACUUGGAGAUGAUUUUGGUUGAUUCGAAGCUUGAUAUGAUUCAAGGUAUUGUGCCUCAUUUUUUGGUUCAGAAAUUUCAUAUGCAACUUCAAGUUGGAUGUUCUUACAUCAUGCAAAAUUUUAAGGUUUCAAACAAUGAUUUUUCUUUUAAGUCUACCAACCAUAGUUUCAAAUUGGUGUUUUAUGGUUCAACUUCGGUUAAAAAGAAAGAACUGGCUGAGAUUCCUGUAAACUAUCUUAACAUUCUUGGUUUGGAUUCAAUAACUGAGGGAAGAUUUAAAGGAGUAACUGAGAUCUCUCAGUCCCAAAUAAUUGCUGGUAACAACAAAGCAAAUAAAGAAGUUGUUCAAUAUACUCUGUGGGGUAAACUUGAUGUGCAACUUUACGAAUAUUACACCAAUCAUAAGGAAGAUGGCACAAUCGUUGUUCUACUGAUUAAUGCAAGGGUUAAGGAGCCUCAAGGAGGUUAUCUGUUGAGUAUUUUGAACGCAUGGAACGACACAAAAUUGGUGAUUAAUGAUGUUAGCAUUGAGGAGAUUAAUAAGCUUAAGGAAAGCCUUAAGAAUGCUUUACCGUUGCUUUCAUCUUCGAGUCUGCAAGUCGACACAACACAAAACUCCCAGUUUUCUGAGUUUGAUAAGUUUGUGUGGAAAGCUGAAAUUUUGAGCCUUUCAAAAAUUGCAAAUUUACAACAUAAGACUACAUGUAUGACUCUUGCAACGUUGGAGAAAUUUGAUUAUGGACAGUCAGGAUGGUAUCAUGAUGGAUGUGUUGAAUGCACAAGAAGUGUAUCUUUAAAUGAUGGGAAACUUACAUGUUAUGCCAACCAUGUAUCUUCAGAGCUAGUACCGAGAUUUAAGUUUGAAGUCGUGGCGUCUGACGGUAAAUUCAAGUCCAAGUUUAUGUUUUGGGAUGUUGAUUGUAGGAAGUUAGUUGGAAAGUCAGCACUUCAACUGAAAAAUGCUUUGAUCGAGUCAGGAGAAGAUGAUCCCUUUGAAUUCCCAAAUGAACUUGACACAAUACUAAAAAAGGAUUUGGCUAUAAGGGCUGUUUUUCAACCUAAUAAGGCCCGACUAUCUGUCCUUGGAUACAAAAUAGAUGAGGAUACCCUGGAAGAUAUUGAGAGUGUCCAACUAUCCUCAACCAAGCUUAGCAAAGAUAUCAAGAUGGAAAAAUAG